UCCGCAUAGAAACAGCUGUCAUUCUCGCGCAUUAGCCUUUGUUUCCUCCACUUACACAUAGUCACACAUCUCCCACCACCAUGAUACAUCAUACCACAUCACCAAACAUGCCGAUUCGAGCGUGGCAAUCCGGCGGGCGCGUCUCUCGUCCCUGUGGACGACGCGCAUCCAUUUCUCGUCUACUACCAGCGCUUAUGCUGCUCGCAGCGCUGCUGAUGUGCCAUCUGGAGCCAUCAUCUGGCCUAUUCUUCCAAUUUUUCCGCCGCAAGAAGCCUAAGAAGGUCCACCUACCCCCCUACAAGUUCGGCGCAAAUCCCGCCACGGCUCCGCUUGACCCGGCGCAUCAGAACGACCACCGCUUCCGUUUCGCGUCGAUGGGGUUCAGCCUGGCGCUGUCGCUGUGGCAGCUGCCGGCGGGCAAGGACUGGUCGCAGGACUCGCGCGUCGCGUCGCUCAGAGGCGUCGUCGACCAAGGCAACUGCGCGUCCUCGUGGGCCGUGGCGGCCGCGCAGUCCGUGGAGAUGGCGUACGCGAUACAGAACCCGUCCAGCAGCAGCAUAGCGAACGUGUCGGUGCAGCAGCUCGUGGACUGCGCAGGAGUGGCAACGGCGUGCACGGCGGGCGGGUGGCCGUCGCUGGCGCUAAACUACAUGGCGGACGCUACGGACGACGACGGCGGGGUGGUGGCGGAAGCGGACUAUGAGUACACGGGCGCUCAGGGCACGUGCGACGACAGCAAGGUGUCAGGCGACGCGUCGAGCAUCGGCGUGGCGGCGCUGGAGCAGGCGGACUUCCAGGGGUGGCUGGGGCUCGUGCUCGCCGUGCAGGCGCAGCCCGUUGUGGCGUUCGUGCACGGCUCGCACCCGUCCUUCCUCACCUACAAGACGGGCGUGUACGCGGACGGUGCGUGCGCGGGCGAGAUCGUGGACCACAGCGUGCUGGUGGUGGGGUUCAAGCUCGCCAUGCCGCGCCCCUACUUCAUCAUCCGCAACUCCUGGGGCACCAAGUGGGGCAUGCAGGGCUACAUGCGCAUGGCCAUCGCGGGCGGGCCUGGCAUCUGUGGCAUCAACACUGUGCCGCCCGUCUACCCAGUGAUAAAAACAUCCAGCCCCUGCAGUGCCACCAUCAACCCGUGCGGGUCAGGCACGUGCAAUGCUGGGUCGGGCGGAUCGUACACGUGCUCGUGCCCGCUCACCUUCGUCUCGGUCACUGGGCUCAGCAGCAUGCCCACAUGCGUGCCAAAGAAGCAGUGUUCGCUGGGUCAGAUGAACCCGUGUGGCAGUGGCACGUGCAUCGACGACAACACAGGCAGCUACUUCUGCAUCUGCCCGCCUCUCUUCACCACCGGCGACAGGGCUGAUGGCAGCCCCACCUGCGUGCCUGACCCCACCCCAUCGGGUGCGGUGUACUUCACCCCGCCCAAGAGCGUGUCAUGCGACCUGGUGUACGGCAUCAACGGGCUCUCCAAGGCGCAGUUCCUCACGCUCAACCCCUCGCAGCGCAACAACAUCAUUCCGUCGCUGUGCGACCCCAUCCCCGCCAACACACAAGUGGAGGUUACUCGCCCCGCAUCCGGCGUCGUUCAAUGCGCGCUAUUCUACUCGUGGGAAGCGCUGGACACGUGUGUGGGCGUGACAGUGUUCUUUGGCAUCAGCCUUGUGGCCUUUGUGAAUCUCAACCCCGGCGUUGACUGCGUGGCCAACUACCCGCAGGCCAGCCAGCAGGUGUGUGUGCAGCAGGGCACCCCCUCGGUAACGAAGUGGUGCACGCAGUGGCACACGGUAGGCGACGGCGACACGUGCCAGCGCAUUGUGAAGCAGUACAAGUCCAGCAGCCUCUCCCUGCGCCUGCUCUAUGCGCUCAACCCCGGGCUGCGCUGCAAGCACCUCUUCCCCCUCACCUCCCUGCUGCCCGGGGCCAGCAUGAAGAACGUCGGCCAGCAGCUCUGCGUGGGAGGCGCCUCACCGGCAUCGUACACCACAGCCACACCGGCGUCCUUCGCCCCUGCUAGGAUGACCAGGGAGGAGCACCUACCAUUGGACCACUCGCCCCUCCCGUCCUCCUCACUUGCUGCUCGCCCUGUGUCUUCCCGGCGGCAGCUGGCGGCAUCGUGUGUAAAGGCGUAUACAGUGGUGCGGGGCGACACGUGCGCACGCAUCAUCUCGCUCUACUUCCAGAACAGUGCAAGGAAGCUGUCAGAUUUGAAUGACGGUUAUGUGUGCACCAACGACCGCCUGUACGUGGGGCUCAGGCUCUGCACUCAGAGAUAGCCAGAGUGUUGGAGCUGUCCUGCUGUUUGCUUAGGUGAGCUUGCAGGGUGGCUGUAGACGCUGCUGCUGUCAAAUUUAUCUAGGUGCAAUAAGGCUGGCUUGUGUUGCAUAUUCCUGUAUUAUAUGCAGGUGUCUCUACUAGUAAAGUUAGCAGUACAGCAGUUCGUGUUCAGCCAUAUGGAAUGUCCUCGGCAAGAGACUGUAUGUAAUCCCCUUCAGAUU
Closterium sp. NIES-67 is the source of this 2492-nucleotide messenger RNA. The record is from the annotation of a GenBank genome assembly. NCBI's taxonomy places the organism in Eukaryota, Viridiplantae, Streptophyta, Zygnematophyceae, Desmidiales, Closteriaceae.